AUGGGAGAUAACCUUAAAUCUAAAACAUCUAUGGGAUGUGUAGAGAGCCAGCCAGUCACAACGCAGCAUCUGUCAGUACAGACAACCAGUCUUCAUUCAAGUGUCUCAGACCCUGAUCUCCAACAUCUGAGGCAUGAAUGCAGCAGCAAAUUGUAUCCAGGGUCAGCUAGUAAUAUUGGAACUGUUUCUACAUCUCCUCUGGGCAGGCGACCCCUUCCGCCACCUCUUCCUGGUCAUGAAUCAAUGAUCGUGCAGUCUAGCUUGAGCACAAGACUGAAAUCAGGAAGUGUUGAUCAGCAACGAAGAAAGAAACCGUUGGCUUCACAGCAGAAAAGAACUAACAAUGACGAUGAUCAAUUAAAUUGUAGCUCUAGCAGUAGUGAACUUGAAAUUUCUUACCAGCAUUCAUCAACUAGCUUUAACAGACAAAAUUCAGUGGAUGCUAGUAGUCCAUCUGAGAGGGGUUGUUAUAGAAGUGGCAGUAAUGGCUCUCUAGACAAUGGGGAAGAGUUGGACUAUAAUUCUGAUAAUGGAGGCAAUGAUUCUGCUGACAAGAAAUUUGAAUUGGUGGAAAUGGACUUAUACAUCCUCUCAGAAAUAUCACCAAUGUAUAUGCAUCUUAAAAGCACCUGGAACAAUUGCAUUUUGAAAUCUACACUCCACCACGGUCGAAGGAGUUCCACACCAACUUCACCCUCUGGAUCAAACAAAGUUGACAAUUCACAGUUAUUGCACUUGUUUAAUCAGCUGAAGACAGAAAUCCUUCAAUCUCAUAUCAUGGAGAAGACAUUUAUUCUCAUCCAGGAGCUUUUUACGGCAGCAGAGAAGAGUUUUAACUUAAAAAAUACUUUGGGAAGUCACCAGAUCUCUUUGUGUUCAUGGUGGGUCAACUACAGCAGUACAUGCCUCAAUCCCGCAGCCAAUCAUCGCAAAAGAAAGGAAGCAAUAGAGAGGAUGAGCUUGACUUUGUUGUGGUGUUGUUGCAGACACUUGUAUGUCAGUUUCGUGAGACAGACAUUCUAUCCACACGAUUGAUGGUCAUAAAAGCACACAAGGAGUUUGGUGAUGCUGAGGCUGUAAGUGACCUCUUUACAACAACUUUUAUCACAUUGCUGGAAGAUUCCAAGGGCCCUUCAGGCAGGCGCUUAACUCCAGUUUCCGUAGCAUGAAGCGACGAGAGUAAAGUGUCUUGCCUAAGAACAACACAAUGUUCCU
Stylophora pistillata is the source of this 1215-nucleotide messenger RNA. RefSeq lists its product as uncharacterized. The record is from RefSeq and is a predicted model, not a curated record. Lineage: Eukaryota; Metazoa; Cnidaria; Anthozoa; Scleractinia; Pocilloporidae.